AUGUUUACUCGUAUACUAUUAUCACCGCUAAAGACUUCAUCAAUUCAGAUUCGUUUAACAUCAACGAAACCUGGUCCAGUAUGCCAACUGAUCAAAGAAACGAUUGAGAAGUCCGAUUUAAAACCCUAUCAUGUGGAGCUGAUCAACGAAAGCUACAAACACAAUGGUUAUAAACCGGGAAAAGAAACUCAUUUACAAUUAACUGUUAUAACACAUGCAUUUGAAGGGAUGCCGAUGGUCGAACGACAUCGCCGUUUGAAUGAUCUAGUCAAAAACAUCGUUAAAGAACACAAAAUUCAUGCAUUAAGUCUCUACACACCGAACCCAACCUUGUGGUAUGAUAGUUUCCGUCGUGGUCUUAAAUUAGAUGAAAAAUUUCGUACACCACCAUGUAUGGGCGGUCGAGUUAAAGAACUGAGUGAACAAACCGAUCAACUCAUACAACAAAAGACUUCAACUCAAACAAAAUCCAACGAAAACGUGUAG
Adineta ricciae is the source of this 486-nucleotide messenger RNA. Lineage: Eukaryota; Metazoa; Rotifera; Eurotatoria; Adinetida; Adinetidae. The record is from the annotation of a GenBank genome assembly.